Molecule: messenger RNA, 1951 nt
Organism: Anopheles maculipalpis
Lineage: Eukaryota; Metazoa; Arthropoda; Insecta; Diptera; Culicidae
Product: apoptosis-inducing factor 3-like
Exons: 2
Coding region: 89-1942 (617 amino acids)
Cellular component (GO): cytoplasm
Molecular function (GO): 2 iron, 2 sulfur cluster binding; oxidoreductase activity, acting on NAD(P)H; flavin adenine dinucleotide binding
Source: RefSeq, a predicted model, not a curated record
GAUGCCCUGAUUGAAUCAAAAGAAAAACAAACCUGUCCCGUAUUGAGUAAUUUUGCGACAUGCCGGUUAGCUUCAACGCGCAGUAAACAUGACCAGUUUCAUCAGCAUAAGUUUGUUUAACAAUUGUAGACGUGUGUCCUCAACUCUAGUGUUAAGUGCAUGCCGGAACGCUUCUACCACAGCCAAUGGAAAUGUUGCGUUAGUAAAAGCUACCAAAGCCAGAACAGUGGCCGGUAGUAGCAGUGCCGGACCUUUCGGCGCACCUUCACAGCUGUCCGGAAAUCCAUACUUCGUCAGUAGAGCAUCCAAAGUUACCUCGGCUGCGGCUUCUAAUGGUGGAGGAACUGCACACGACGAUGACUUCAUCGAAGCCGUCGUCUGCCAGGACGCGGACAUUGGCGAGAAUCAGAUGAAACAGGUCGAACUGGGCGAGGGCAAGGUGCUUUUGGUACGCCAGAAUGGUAAGCUUACCGCCAUCGGUAAUAAAUGUUCACACUACGGCGCAAUGCUUGUUACCGGAGCGCUUGGCGAUGGGCGCGUCCGUUGUCCGUGGCACGGAGCCUGCUUUAACGUCGAAACGGGGGACAUAGAAGACUUCCCAGGUAUGGACUCCUUGCCUUGCUACCGGGUAACCGUUGGUGAGGCCGGUGACGUGAAAGUGCGUGCGAAACGAACCGAACUGGCCACCAACAAGCGUACCCGGCUGAUGGCCAAACGCGUAGCGCAGGACGAACGUACGUACGUCGUCAUUGGCGGUGGUCCAUCGGGGGCAACCUGUGCGGAAACGCUUCGCCAGGAAGGUUUUACCGGACGGGUUGUGAUGAUUAACAAGGAACCAGCCCUACCGUACGACCGGGUAAAGGUGAGCAAAACGAUGGACAUGAACCUGGAGAAGUGUCUACUGCGUACGCAACAGUUUUACGACGAUAACGACAUCGAAGUGAUGCUGGGCACCGCCGUUACCAAGCUGGACCCAACGACACGGGAACUUACGCUCGACAAUGGGUACAAGAUCCGGUACGAUAAGGCAUACAUUGCAACCGGUUCAAACCCACGCCGACCACCAAUUGAGGGUGCCGAUUUGGGCAAUGUGUGCGUGUUGCGGACGGCAGCCGAUGCGAAGCAGGUUAACGAUCAGCUUGGACCGGAAAAGCGGAUCGUCAUACUGGGAACGAGCUUCAUCGGCCUUGAAGCGGCUGCCUAUUGUGUGAAUAAGGUGGCAAAGGUAACGGUCAUUGGACGGGGUGCCGUUCCACUGAAAGAAUCGUUCGGUGAUGCGGUCGGCAAACGUGUGAUGGAACUGUUUGUGGAGAAGGGUGUAGAGUUUGUGAUGAAUUCGGGCAUCCGGCGAUGUAUCGGAGAGGCGGGCACACUGAAACAGGUCGAGCUGUCCGACGGAACGGUGCUCGAUGCGGACGUGUGCAUUUUUGGCAUCGGAUCAACGUUGUUUACCGAGUUUUUGCAGGAUUCGGGCAUUGCGUUAAAUCGCAAUGGAUCGAUCAAUACCGAUCAGUAUUUGGAGACGAAUGUGGAGGGUGUGUAUGUGGGUGGAGACAUUGCCAAUGCACCGGUGCUCUCGAACAGUGGCCAGCAAGCCACCAUUGGUCACUAUCCACUGGCGCAGUAUCAUGGCCGUGUUGCGGCAUUUAAUAUGAUCGGUAAGGCAACACCGCUCCAGACGGUUCCCUUCUUCUGGACGGUGCUGUUUGGCAAAUCGUUCCGAUACUGUGGAUAUGGCACUCCGGAUGAGGUAAUCGUCGAAGGAGAUUUAGCCGCAUUAAAGUUCGUUGCCUUUUACAUCGGUAAAGGCGGUCGCGUGAUCGGUAUGUCAUCGUGCCAGCGAGAUCCGGUUGUGGCCCAGUUUGCAGAGUAUUCGUCGCAGGGUAAGGUGUUGCACAAGGACGACCUGACGCCCAACCCGUUUGGGUGGAUACCGGCUUAAUUGGAAUGU